This is a messenger RNA of Sesamum indicum (sesame), 2492 nucleotides long. RefSeq names its product serine/threonine-protein kinase D6PKL2. Gene Ontology annotation, molecular function: ATP binding; protein kinase activity. Lineage: Eukaryota; Viridiplantae; Streptophyta; Magnoliopsida; Lamiales; Pedaliaceae. Gene Ontology annotation, biological process: protein phosphorylation. The record is from RefSeq and is a predicted model, not a curated record.
UUUUCUUUGCGACAAAAUUCAUUGAAAUUAUUGAACAUGUAAAGCUUUUACUUUAACUCCUCUCUCUCCCUCUCUCUCUCACACUCACACUCACAGACACAGUCUCUUUGUUUCUCUCUCUCUCACACACAUAUAUACAUACACAAUACAACAAUAAACUACAGUAUUGCUGCAUUGGUAUUGGCAGUCACACACCCAACUCUCUCUUUCAACAUUCUCAAAGCCUUUUCCUUUUUCUUUUCCUAUAUCAUUCAACCCACACAUUUUUGGAAGAAGAAAGGGGGAGGGGAAGGUGUCACUAUCUUGUUUAUCUCUCCCUACAGUUGAGUGGCCUCCUUUUUUAAUUUCUUUCCUUCCAAUUCUUAAAGCAAUUGAAAUUUGCAAACCCUAAAGUUCUGAUCUUUGUGACUCCAGAUGUGGAUGCGGCGCAGAUGAUGGUUUCUGAUUUCAGCAUUGAAGGGGCAAACAUAUUGUAUUUGGGCUCUGUGUGUGUUCAAUUUGGUUAAUUAUAAAGUCUCCGUACAGUCCAAUGGCCUCAGAAUCAUGUAUCACGGGCUCCUCAGGAAAGCAAAGCAAGAGUCAUGGAGGGCAAGCGUACAAAACAGGAAAAUUGGACUCUGCUAUGAAAGAAUUACCCAGAAAUGUUGAAAAUGCUGCAUCUAAGAAAUUUACUUUAGAAGCUGCAGCGGAAAUAAAAAGAAAUAAUCAUUUGCAGAAGGGAGCAGUCAGUUCUUUGACAGGUAAAAUGGAUUCAAGCUUACAUUUGGGUAAUCCAAAACAAGCACCAAUAUUGAACCAAACUGCUGAGCAGGAAAAGAAAACAUCAGAUGAUGGAAAUGUGAAAGACAGCGCUGCAUCUGCAAAAGUUAGUGAUGGAGCAAGCAGCCUUGCUAAGACUAGCGGAAGUGCCAAGAUUAGUGAUCGAGUUGAUUUCGUUGAGAGUGGCAAGAGCAGUUUGUGUAGGGGUAGCACAAGUACUGAUAUUAGUGAUGAAAGUACUUGCAGCAGCUUGAGCAGCGGUGUUAACAAACCCCAUAAAGCAAACGACCUUAGAUGGGAGGCAAUACAGGCGGUCCGCACAAAGGAUGGGGUCUUAGAUCUGAGGCACUUUAGACUACUGAAGAAGUUGGGCUGUGGUGACAUCGGAAGUGUCUAUUUGUCGGAAUUAUGUGGUACGAAGUGUUACUUUGCAAUGAAGGUUAUGGAUAAAGCUUCACUAGCUAGUCGAAAGAAACUUCUGCGAGCCCAGACAGAAAGAGAAAUUCUGCAGUCUCUAGAUCAUCCUUUUCUUCCGACCUUAUACACUCAUUUUGAAACAGAAAAGUUUUCAUGUUUAGUAAUGGAGUUCUGUCCUGGGGGAGACUUGCAUACACUUCGACAAAGGCAACCAGGAAAGCACUUUUCUGAGCAAGCCGUGAAGUUUUAUGUGGCAGAGGUCCUUCUUGCUUUAGAAUAUCUUCACAUGCUCGGCAUCGUCUACCGUGACCUGAAGCCUGAAAAUGUUCUCGUGAGGGACGAUGGGCAUAUAAUGCUAUCAGAUUUUGAUCUUUCACUUCGCUGUACUGUGAGCCCCACUCUGAUAAAGUCCUCAUCGAUUGAAGCAGAUCCUUUACGGAAAAACAGUGUUUAUUGCGUCCAACCUGCCUGCAUUGAGCCAUCCUGUAUCCAGCCAUCAUGUAUGGUCCCUACUACAUGUUUUGCUCCUCGCCUCUUUUCAAGUAAAUCCAAGAAAGAUCGAAAACCCAAAAACGAAGUGGGCAACCAAGUUAGCCCUUUGCCAGAACUUAUUGCUGAGCCGACGGAUGCUCGUUCAAUGUCAUUUGUUGGUACCCACGAAUACUUGGCACCUGAAAUCAUUAAAGGUGAAGGGCAUGGCAGUGCAGUCGACUGGUGGACGUUCGGGAUUUUUCUCUACGAGCUAUUGUUUGGUAAGACACCAUUUAAGGGAUCAGGAAACCGGGCUACCCUCUUCAAUGUCGUGGGUCAACCCCUCCGUUUUCCAGAAUCUCCAGUUGUUAGUUUCGCUGCUAGAGAUCUAAUCAGAGGCUUAUUAGUGAAAGAGCCACAACAUCGGUUGGCUUUCAAACGUGGAGCAACGGAAAUCAAGCAGCACCCAUUCUUUGAAGGUGUGAAUUGGGCUCUUAUCCGUUGUGCAAGCCCUCCAGAGGUCCCAAGACCAGUCGACAUGGAGAGGAUUCCCCUACCUCCACCAUCAACUAGUCUGAAAGUUGCCCCUGCAGCUAUCCCAGCUCCCCAGAAUUCUGACAAUUAUCUGGAAUUUGAUUUCUUUUAGUAGUUUUUCAUGUUUGAGCUGCUAUUUGUUUUCAGAAAAUGAGAUAUAUGGAUAUUUCCAGACAUUAAAAGGACCAAAAGGAAGGUCAGAGCGUCUUGUGCUAGUAGUGUUUGAUUAUGUAUUUGGACAGUUGAAGAUUUGUUGUAUUGCAAAUUGUUGUAAUGCUGUUGGUAUCAAUCCGUACUGUGUAUCACUUCAA